Molecule: messenger RNA, 1089 nt
Organism: Trichomonas vaginalis G3
Lineage: Eukaryota; Parabasalia; Trichomonadida; Trichomonadidae
Exons: 1
Coding region: 1-1089 (362 amino acids)
Source: RefSeq, a predicted model, not a curated record
AUGUUUCUUUAUCUAUUUGCGAUAAAGUCAACAUUUGAAGAAAUUACCAAUGGCGAUUACGACUACCUACAUGAAAAAGCAAAAAGUUUAAAUACAUAUAUCUACUUUUAUUCAAGAAAUAGCGAUAAUAAAAAUGAAUUUAUUCAGAAUCUCCUUAAAUCAGAAUUCGAAAAUGUACACAUUGCAACUAUGAAAAUCACUAAUGUCAAUAAAAUCUACAAUGACCUCUCUUCAGAACUUCCAAUUCUUACAAAAGUAUUUCCUGACAGAAUAAACGAUUUCAAACUGAGAACAACUGCAAGAAAAGAAGAUGAUAUUCAACAAUUCAUAAGUCAAACAACAAAAGACAUCUCAAUAAAUUUAUUUGGUAAUUUCAAAAGCAUUAUUGGUCUUAAUAUAGAAGGUGGCUCAUCUUUCCAUCUUAGAGCAAACAAAGGUUCGCCAAUGAUACAAUUAUAUAAAAAAAUUUCAAAAAUAUAUUAUAAUGAUAUCUACAAAAUGACAUUUGCAUAUACAGAAAACACGAAAAAGUCCAAACCUGCAUUAACAGUAUACUAUUCCAAGCACUGCGUUCGAGUAUUUAAAGGAAAUGAUAUGGAUUUGAAUGAAAUUAUAUUCCAAAACAGAUUUUCUCAUUUUCAUCAUUUUGAAAGAGAAGAAUUUCUUGAUGUAGUUAACAAAACAAACGGCAUGGUUUUCUUAAUUCCUAGCGACCAUUUAUCUUCAAAUGAAAUAUAUAAAAUGGAACAAUCCAGCAAAUUAAUGUGUGGAAAAUUCGUAAUGGGAUGGUCUAGAAGAGAUGUAACCCAACUUGGCCAUGACUUUAGAGUUCAUAACGAUCAAAACUCAGAAGUUGCAAUAGUUAACAGAGAAACAGACUGCUUGUUUAUAGUAAACAUGAACGCGGAAAUGCAUAACUUUAAAUACUAUGUUAAGGAUGCAUUAACAAAUACAAAUUGUUGGAGAUAUCCAGAAGAUUCAACAAAAGUUGUUAAAAUUCAUUACAGAAAAACCGCAAUCCUUCUUUCUAUAUUGACUUCUAUAAUUUUUGCUGUCUUUGCUUAUUCUACAACCAGAUCAUCAGAAUGA